Harpegnathos saltator (Jerdon's jumping ant) is the source of this 11448-nucleotide messenger RNA. RefSeq names its product Cubilin (gene Cubn). Lineage: Eukaryota; Metazoa; Arthropoda; Insecta; Hymenoptera; Formicidae. The transcript is spliced from 53 exons. Bases 70 to 11268 code for a protein of 3732 amino acids. The record is from RefSeq and is a predicted model, not a curated record. Gene Ontology annotation, molecular function: calcium ion binding.
UUUUCUCGAAAGUUCAACACGGCAUGUCGGGAUAAUAUUUAGUUUACUGAGUUUCAAAUCGCCGCUGGCAUGGCUUCUACAUCAAAAUGGUUCUUGUUAUUAUACCUCGGUUUCUGCACGGCAUGGAUGGACGAAAGGCCUGUUCUGGAGUCUCGAGACGGACAUCUCAUAAUCUCCAGCUCGAAGGACAGAAACAUCACUCUGAAGAUAAUAGGAAGCGGUUACGUGAAUGUCAAUGAGAUUAAUCUACUUCACGUGGCAUCGGCGGCGCAAAAUGCGACGCGGGUCAUCGACAGGUGGCGGAUGGGAUACUUGGCUGAGAUGGAGAGCUCUCUUCAGCAACUAACAACUAUAGUGACAGGCUCUACAGGUCUACAGAGGAGAGUAGCUCUGCUCGAGAGAAACAUCGAUACGAAUAUUACGAAUCGUAUAGGAAACAGGACGCGGAUAAUACCGAGUACUACAAUUAACAGAAAUAAUCUCCGCCGUAUCAACAUGCGACUUAAAGAGUUGGAAGACUCAUUGAGAGCUAUGCAAAGGCUUCUCCGAGAGAACGAGUGCCAGAGUAAUCCGUGUCAAAACGGCGGUACGUGCGAGGACCUCUAUGACGCCUAUCAAUGUCAUUGUCCAUCAAAUUGGGAGGGCCCGAACUGUAUGACAGAUGUUAACGAAUGCGCGAGAUUUCUUGGCACGGAUCUCGGAUGUCAGAACGGAGCAACGUGCCGUAAUCUACCAGGAUCUUAUCGAUGCGAUUGCUUGCCGGGAUGGUUUGGCCUGCACUGCACGCAGAAAACAUCGAUUUGCAAUACAGAGAACUCCGAGGCGCUUUGCGGCGAGCACGGUGUCUGCGUAGCGAAGAGCAGCUCUCCACAGGGAUACGCUUGUAUCUGCGAUCAAGGAUGGGAGAGCGACGGUACAAGCCCGGCUUGCACCAAGGAUGUAGAUGAAUGUGCAGCAGACCACCCACCCUGCUCCGUAAAUCCGCCGGUACCGUGUCGCAAUACGCGUGGCUCAUUCACUUGCGGCGCCUGCCCACACGGUUAUAGCGGAAAUGGCUAUUAUUGCACCGACAUUGACGAGUGUCUGAUUAACAACGGCGGCUGCAGUAUCUCACCUUAUGUGUCCUGCAUGAACACGAUGGGUUCGAGGGUAUGCGGAUCUUGUCCGAUCGGAUAUCGAGGCGACGGUGUCAGUUGCAUCUUUGUCGGCGGUUGCUCCAUCAACAACGGCGGAUGCCACCUACUGGCGACCUGCACCGAAAACCCGUCACUUACGAGUUCUUACGUGCUGUGCCGUUGCCCAGCGGGUUACGUCGGUAAUGGAAUGGGACCAAACGGCUGUCAAUUAGCUGAUGUAUCGGUCAAUACAGCGUGUUCGAGCAACCCUUGCGUUCAUGGCACAUGCGUGCCAAACGGUGCAAAUGGCUUCACUUGCACGUGCAGUCCGGGAUAUUCAGGAGUUACGUGUAACACGCCAGCUGAUCCGUGCAUGCCAAAUCCCUGCCGGAACAACGGUGUCUGCGUCGUUUUGAACGGACAAGCGACGUGCGAAUGUACAUCCACUUUCACUGGAAGCAGAUGCGAAACACAACGGCAGGCAUGCGGUGGCGUGUCGCGAAAUCCAGUAGGAGUGCUUCAAUUCCCGAUCGGCGGCAGUACUUAUCAGCAUAGAUUGAGCUGCGCUUGGGUGUUGAUCACGGAGCCCACAAAGGUCUUGAACAUCACCUUCACGGCUUUUCACCUCGAGCAGUCUACAGAUUGCAAGUUCGACUUCCUGCAGAUCCACGAUGGGAAGAACGCCGGUGGUCAAAUGAUCAACAGAUUCUGCGGCGAAACGCUGCCCAAUGGAAACGGAAACAUUGUCUCGUCCCAUAAUUCUCUCUACCUAUGGUUCCACUCGGACGGCAGUAUAUCUCACGACGGGUUCACUUUUCAUUGGAAUAGUAUCGAUCCUAUUUGCGGGGGUAUUUUAGAAAAUGACUAUGGCACAAUCACGUCGCCGGGCUCACCAGGCAGAUAUCCUCCGAACAGGGAUUGUUUCUGGAGAAUCUUCGUGCCAGAGUCGAAGAGGAUUCAAUUCCAUUUCGGUCAAUUGAUGCUCGAGGAACAUCCAACUUGCCAAAAUGACUACUUAGAGAUUACCGGCAUAGAAGACGAACGUUUAGGGCUUUACUGCAAUCAUACACACCCACCGCCUCUCAUUACACCGACUUCCGAAGCGAAAGUUCAUUUUCAUUCUGAUGGUGCCGGUCAAGACGUUGGUUUUCAAAUCCAUUACACGAUGGUCGAAGGUAUACCAGGUUGUGGUGGAACUUACACGACUGCCUCCGGUACGAUUAGCUCACCUGGUCACUCGUCAACUUAUCUUCCAAACAUGCAGUGUGAAUGGAAAAUACAGCUACCACCAGGAGAGCGAAUUAGAGCAAUGUGGUUGCGAUUCGAUCUCGAGGAAUCUCUCAGUUGUCAUUUUGACUACGUCGAGGUCUACGACGGACCACACACGUCUUCGGAAUUAAUCGGUAGAUAUUGCGGAUCGGAAUUGCCGUCAGCGAUUAAGUCGACUACGAAUACUUUAGUCGUAGUAUUUAGCUCCGAUUGGUCUUUCGAGUCAGAGGGUUUUGCUAUUUCCUACGAAACAUUUUGCGGCGGCGAGUUCCGCGACGAAACAGGAAUCAUCCAUUCACCCUUUUAUCCAAACAACUAUCCUGGCUCAAAGACAUGUAUUUACGAAAUUAUACAACCGGUCAACCAGGGAAUCGUAUUAAACAUAUUAGAUAUGGACAUCGAAGGUCUGUCAACGGAUUGCUUCUACGAUUACAUCGAGAUUCACGACGGUGAUAAUGAGAAUGCAACGAAACUCGCCACAUUGUGCGGCAAUGAAUAUCACAUACCGCCUACUCCUUUCAUUUCGACACAUAAUUAUAUGUUUAUUAAGUUCACUACUGAUAACAGCUUGGAAGGCCGAGGUUUCAAGGCCAACUACACGACCAUUGAUCGCAGAUGUGGCGGACUGCUGAAAACAUCAGGAGAAAUAAUUAAGCCUCCCACUGAAGAUGGACAUUAUUUGAAUGACGAGGAUUGUAUUUGGACUAUCCAAGCGCCGCCGGGAUAUGGUGUGCAACUCAACUGGUUGUCUUUCAACUUGGAAAUGCACCGUCGAUGUGUCCUUGAUUACGUUAAUAUUUACGAGAAUUACACUUCACCUUCAGAAAACAUAAUAGCCACAUACUGCGGUAACAAAGUACCACUCGGCUUUACGACACAAAGUUCCACGGUUACCAUACUUUUCCACUCUAAUACGUAUGGCACAAGCGAUGGAUUUGUCGCCACGUAUCUUUUUGUCGACUUGACGAAGAUCUGCGGAGGUCAUUAUAUGAAGUCGACCGGCGUUAUCAGAUCGCCAGGUUAUCCUGAUGAUUAUGAGAAUCGAAAGGAAUGCGUUUGGACUAUCGAAGCACAGGCCAGACACAGGAUCAUACUUACGGUGAAUCACUUUGAGCUGGAAGAUCAUUCGUCAUGCAUAUUUGAUUACCUAGAAAUUAGAAACGGUGGUUAUGAAACUUCACCGCUGAUCGGCAGAUUCUGCGGCGAAGAAAUACCAACUGAAAUACCAAGUCAAGCCAGUCAGUUGUAUAUUAAAUUUGUUUCGGAUUUCUCAAGAAGGCAAAAAGGCUUUGAGAUACAAUGGGAUAGCACAACGGAGGGAUGUGGUGGUACGAUGAACGCAGUUACCGGAGACAUAAUAUCUCCAAAUUAUCCUGAACCUUACUUGCACAAUGCAGAGUGCUACUGGAAGAUCGCUGUGGCGGCGGGUAGCUUGGUGCAAAUUACAAUAGUUGAUCUCGAGCUCGAGCACAACGAGAGGUGUCGAUUUGACUUUAUCGAGAUAUUCGAAGGCAUCAGUCACCGCGUGCGCAAAGGACGUUAUUGUGGCGCGUCAUACCCGAAGAUUAUUCAAUCCGCAACUAACGAAAUGACCAUUCGAUUCCGCAGCGAUUUUACCAAUUCCGCCCGAGGUUUCCACCUGAAGUACGAAACGCAAUGUCACAACAGAUUACACGGCUUCUACGGUGUGAUAGAGUCACCGAAUUUCCCCAACAAAUACGAACACGCGAUGAAUUGUAGUUGGAUCAUUGAGGCGCCGAUUGGGAACAAGAUUAAUUUAACUUUCUCGCAUUUUGAUCUUGAAGGACGCGGCGAUUCUGAUAACAUUUGCCAGUUCGACUAUCUUGAAAUCAAGGAAGGCGAAGGUGACACUCCUAAUUCCGAGUUAGGUCGCUUCUGCGGUUCCGUCAAUUUGCCGCUGAAAAUAAGUUCAACGCAAAAUCAAAUUUUCAUAAAUUUUGUUACGGAUUCUUUCAUCGCCUUUAAUGGUUUCCGACUCGAGUGGCUGACUCACGGUUGCGGUGGAAUUUUGUCUAAACCUGUCGACAAUUUUACGUCACCCGGAUAUCCUUCUGGUUAUCCGACAAACAUCGUUUGCGAAUGGCUGAUCGAUGUGGAUUACGCGCACAGCAUCGAACUCACUUUCCACGAGGUGAACACUGAGAAGCACAAAAACUGUUACUACGACAAAAUCCAAAUCUAUGCCGGCCAAGACGCAGACGCGCCAAAAUUGACUGAGCUUUGUCAUACGGAAAAACCAGUAGUCUACACCAGCCCCGGGAACAAAAUGUUCGUGAAAUUUCAAUCGGACAUAUCGUACGCCGGUCGUGGCUUCAGAGCUAGCUACAGGACCGUUCCUAUCAAGUGCGGCGGUAAAUUUACAACAUCAUCGGGCAUCAUUCACUCGGCCAAUUACCCGCAGAAUUAUCCGCACAGUCAGAAUUGCGAGUGGCUGAUAGAAGUCGACAAUAGUCACGUCGUAAACGUUACGUUUCUGGAUUUCGAUAUUGAGAACAGCAGGAAUUGCACCGAUGAUUACGUGAAAAUCUUUGACGGACCAACGAAAGACGAUGCGUUACUGGGAACGCAUUGUCGCAAUCAACUGCCACCGUCCUAUAUUUCGACUGGUAAUCAAAUGUUAGUAGUUAUGCGGACCGACAGUAUCAUCUCAGCGAAAGGCUUCAAAGCUCAAUACUCUCGAGCCUGCGGUGCUCGCAUAACUGUGAAGGAUCACGGUUCCUUUACAUAUCCGAAUGAUAAUGGCGAUAACGGUAACUGCACUUGGAUCUUGACAGCUGAAAAUCCAGCCGACCAUGUGACUUUAACUUUUACGCACAUGGAGGUCGACCCUGCUGAUUUCAGUAGAAUAUGGAAUGAUAGCUGCUAUUUAUCCUACAUCGAAGCGUUUGAAGGUGAUAGCACCGACGGCCCGUCUUUGGGGAAGUGGUGCAACAACGUCGCUCCACCGCCGGUUACAAGUACCGGAAGUUCUCUUACGUUGCACCUGUUCAUACGUUAUGAUUUCCACGGCCAUUUCGCCGCAACUUAUUCCGUCCUAAAUACAGCUUGCGGCGGAAACUAUACAUCCGAACAAGGCAUGAUCACUUCGCCGAGUUACCCGAACAGCUAUCCUUUGAACUCCGAAUGCGUCUGGAUUUUGAAUACCUCCCCCGGUAACAGGAUUAGUCUUACGUUCACUGAGUUUGACGUCGAAACGAGCGAAAACUGCGAUCUAGACUACGUCGAAGUGCGGGAGAAUAGCGGAAUCGGGAAGCUGAUUAACGUCCUUUGCGGCAAAGACGCCGCGCCGAUUACGUCCUCCAGCAAACUGUGGCUCAAGUUUAAAAGUGACGAUUCAGGCACCGCCAAAGGUUUCGUGGCUGAGUAUAGUUUCAUCGGAGGUAACGAACUUCAAGGACCUCUAGGACGUAUUACCUCGCCAUUAUAUCCGAAACCUUAUAGACGGACAGCCAAUUUCUCGUGGCGUAUCACGGUUGAUAUGGAAUCAAUCAUACAAAUCCAAUUUAGAGAUAUUAAAAUCGAGAACAUUGUCGAUACCUGCAUUUUUACCAGCGUUACCGUAUAUGACGGAUAUGACGACGAAGCGCCGAUUCUAAUACAAGCAUGCGGCUUCAGUGUACCGGAUCCGGUAGAAUCAUCCAGCAAUAUAGUUUACAUCACGAUGACGAGUGAUUAUAUCAGGCAGGGGAACUGGUUCGACCUGACGUGGCUAGAAAUACCGAAGGACGUCCCCAGUGCUCAGGACACCAAAGAAAUUAAGCUGUCAGAGUGCAACAAGGAAGUAGCUCUAAUGGGUGAACACAACUACACGUACUCCUUCAGCUCUCCCGGUUGGCCGAUCGGUUACGCACAUAAUCUGCGUUGCAACUGGGUCUUCACCUCGCCACCUGGAACGCAUUUAGUCCUGAGAAUAUUAUCUAUGAAUUUGGAAGAGACGAUGAACUGCAUAGCCGACUCCGUAUCUGUUUAUUCGGGAUUAGCACUGAUAUCGACCAGCGACGCUCAUCUGAAGAGUAAACUGUGUCUGGCGAACUCCACCAUGACCUCGAUCAGAACGACUAAUGUGAUGACGGUGAAAUUCGAGACAGAUUCAAGCGUCAAUAAAACCGGUUUCAACGCAUAUGUGUAUCGAGAUUGCGGAGGUAAUUUGACUGGCCCUAAUGGCAUAAUUGAGCACGACAAUUCUUCGUCGAGAAGUACGUGGCAUUACACAUGCGACUGGACUGUCGAGGUGAAGCCUGGUAAAACUAUCAAAGUAGAUAUUAUAGAUAUGUCGAUAUCGCAAACAGCCGAUCAUACCUGCAACGAUAAUUACCUGUUGUUGAAGAAUGGAGGCGAUAUGUUUUCGCCUCUGUUAGGCAACGGAAAGUAUUGCGGCGAGGUGCUGCCUGCGGAACUACAAACCAUCGGAAAUCUCCUUUUCGUCAGAGCUGUUCGCAAUGGGCCUCAUCUUCGCUUCAAAUUAACCUACAGGGAAGUAAGCAUGAGCUGCGGCGGUGAGUUUAUCUUGACGAACAAACAGAAAAAAUGGGAAAUAACUACCCCCAAUUAUCCAAACAUUCCGCCAACAUACGCCGAAUGUACUUGGAAGGCUAUCGCUUCAGCUGGCGAAAGACUUUCUAUCCAUUUUCCAGAAAGAUUCGAUUUGAGCUAUAGUACAGACUGCGAAAGAGAAUACGUCGAGAUAAGGGACGGUGGUACUGACACUUCAAGAUCUUUGGGAAAAUUCUGUAAGGACGUCGCACCCAAUAGUAAGACUACCACUGGCAACAUGAUGUACAUUCAUUUCUACACAGACCUGCCGGAGCCGAAGAAUGGCUUCAAAGCUGUGAUCACAUCCGGAGACGUCUGCGGUGGAAUUUUGCGCGGUGUCAGUGGCGUCAUCGAAUCGCCGCAUUAUCCACAUUUCUAUCCUACAAACCAGUCGUGUUGGUGGUGGAUAAUAGGACCGACGGAUCACACCUUAAAAUUGCAAUUCCGCGAUAUACACCUGCCUGGUUACCGCAUAUGCAAUGCAACCGAUCACGUUGAAAUCGGCGAGAAGACUGUGGAAACUGAUAAACCCUCAUCAAUCGGAUCCUACUGCGGUCUUCUAAAACCGGAUGUGAUCGAGACAUCGUCAAACGAAGCGUACGUCAUGUUCGUAAGCGACAACAGGGAUUACAUAAAUUACAGAGGCUUCAGUAUAAACUUCACGGCUACCCAAGAAACGUGCGGCGGUUCAUUAACCGCAAUGAGUGGAAUAAUUAAGUCACCCGGAUAUCCGAAUCCACGUACACGACCCAGAUAUUGUGACUGGCGGAUUGAACUGCCGCAAGGUUACCAGGUUGUGGUGAAUAUUCUGGACUUGGAUAUCGUCAGCUUAUCUGGACCGACGCACGUCGGCUACUCACUUUCGUUCUACAACGAUUUCCGCUAUAAAUCAAAGAUUAAAACUCUGGGACGCAUUUCACACGACAGCACGGAGGAAAUAAGUAGUUCUAGCAAUACCAUGAUUAUCGGCUAUUGGUCCUCCGCCGGGCAUCGAGGUUUUAAACUUCGUUACUAUUCCCGGGUACCAGCUCCCUGCGGUGGAAGACUGUCGGGACGUGAAGGCAACAUCACGGGCCCAACAACUCGACCUUUCAAUGAAUCCUCAUACAUAUGCAACUGGAAACUGGUGUCGCCCUUAUAUAGGUUCAUCCCUGGCAACCUUGCCCACUUCACCAACAUCGCCAACACCGCCAACAACAAUUUUACAUUGACGAUAAAAGUGGUCGGUGACUUGGGCGAAUUCGAGAUAAGUCCCAGAGGAAAAUGCAUCUACCCUGAAUACAUCGAACUUCACGGUGUCGGAGUAUUGUGUGGAAAUAUAACACAGCCGAGGUACUUGAGAAGCCCAAAACCAGUGAACGAGUUGACGGUAAUGAAUGGUACUUUUGGGAAACAUAUGUCUUAUAACAUACAAUACCAAUGGCAGCCUUGUGGUGGCAUUUUACAAGGCCCAUCGCAUACUGUCACAUCACCGAGGAACAUAUCCUACCCAAUAAAUUGCGUUUGGCAUGUGAAUUAUCCUAGCAAUAGUGAAACGAUCAGCCUCACUUUCGCUAGAUUUAAUCUUGGCAGUUGCGAGCAAGGUUACAUCAUCAUUAGAAAUGGCGGUUCCACGUCACCGGAAAUUGGAAAGUUCUGCGGUAAUAUAAAGCCUUACAACAUCACCAGUGCAUCAAAUCAGCUGUGGAUAGAAUAUUUCGCGGCGGACGAGCCGAAUGAUUUCGAGUUUAAUCUGAAUGUUGCCAGCGUGGGCUGCGGCGGGACGUUACGCGGUCUCAGCCGCGAAAUUUUGUCGCCGGAAUACCCGAGACAAUAUCCGAACAACAGCGAGUGCACGUGGGAGAUCAUGGGCGACAAUGGAUACCAUUUAGGCUUAACGUUCAUCGAGAGGUUCAGUUUGGAGACUAGUCCCAAUUGCGAGAAAGAUUACGUGCAGAUAUUUGAUUGGAUCAACGGGGAGGAAAGCAGCAACAGCGAAUGGAAGAGUCUCGGCAAGGUUUGCGGCAGGAACACACCUGCGCCCUUUAACUCGACAUCGAAUCGCAUGAAGGUGACUUUCCAUUCGAACGAGGCGGUACAGUCGGACGGUUUCCGCGCCGUCUGGAACGAGAAUUGCGGCGGUGUUUUCCAGGCGACCAAAAACAUUAAGAUGAUCCAAUCACCAUCGUACCCGUACUCUUAUCCACCCAACGCGUUUUGCAAUUAUACCAUCGUUGCGCCAAACGAAGAUAUUAUCGUUGAGUUUACUGAUUUCCAUCUGGAACGCGGUCAUAAUUGUCGCUUCGAUAACAUCACAGUUAUCACAGGAGAUUUGUAUGAACUGCAGACAGUGGAUACUUACUGUGGCAACAACAAACCAGCAAUUGCGAGAUCUAUCUCGCGCAUAGAAAUUAUUUUCAUGACAGACAAAUUUGUGCAGCGAAGUGGCUUCCAAUUUAAAUACUUCCUCAAUCAAUGUGGCGGCAUAAUUACAAAACCGUCCGAACUCAAGCCUUUGAUGCACGGAGAGGAAUACUUCGGACGCAUGAAUUGCACUUGGGUCAUUAAAGCUCCGCAAGGGAAGAGCGUACUCGUACGGUUCGAGAAGUUUAUCCUCGAGUUUAGCACGGGUUGUUACUUCGACAAUGUCGCCAUUUAUGAGGGUGAUUUGGUGGAGAAAGACAGACGAAUAGCUCUGAUCUGCGGUAAUUUAACCGAGAAUUUGCCCACUUUCAAGUCCGAAUUCAAUUCCAUGGUCGUCAACUUUAAUGCCGAUAGCUCGAGGCAUUUCGAAGGUUUCACGGCCAAGGUAUUAUUCACGACAAGUCCGGCCGAAGGCUGCGGACAGAUUAUCAAUAUGACUUCGACCCAAUCGAAAUCAUUUAGGACUCAGCAGGCGGCAACUUAUCAGGCGUUCGAGGAAUGUCACUGGACUGUAAUGACAUCGCCGGGAAAAAAUAUUAGAUUUACCAUUAACAGCAUAGAUAUCAAGAAUUCGACUAAUAGCACAGGCAAUACAAACAAAUGCACUGGCGAUUUUCUUGAAGUGCGGGAUGGCGCCGGAUCUUAUGGCGACCUUUUGGGUCAAUAUUGCGGGAACGUACAGCCACCUCCGAUAUUAUCUACCUUGAAUAUGUUGUGGAUUAGACUAUAUACAGACGGUACAGCUGAAGGUGCCGGUGUAACAGCCACCUUGGAAGUUAUCGAUUCAACAUGCGGUCUAAGCAGUCGAACAAUAAAUGAGACAAGGCAGGUUCUCACCUCGCCGGGUUACCCAAAUACAUAUACACCUGGGCUUCGAUGUCGCUGGAUUUUACGACACCCCGACACAUACAGUGAUAGAAUGCGAAUUCAAUUUAUAGAUUUUGAUAUGGAAGAUUCCAGCAACUGUGAAAACGAAUAUUUAGAAAUUUCUGAGGAGAUGAAGUACAUAAACGAAGGCUUCGGAAAGAACUUUAUUUACAAUGGAGUGCAGAAACAUCCAAUUACUAUCGAAAUAGGUAGCCGGUUCCCUUAUUCCACAUACAAAUAUUGUGGUGGACAACUACCGCAUGAUUAUUACAGUUACAGCAACAGCAUCCAAGUGGUCUUUAAAUCAAUUUUCAACGGUCAUAAAGGCUUCAAACUGGAGUACAGCAUGGCAAGCUGCGAUCGGAAUUACACGAGUGAGCAAGGACGGAUCAUUCAUCAAGGAUUCACGAACUGUUUGAUUACGAUCACAGUCCCGGAAAACCGCACUAUUUCUUUAUAUUUCAAUCAAUUCAGCAUUUACGACUCUGAACACUGCACACAUUACGCGCUACAAGUUCAUGAUGGUGAUUCGAGUGGGCCGCUUCUAACCACGCUAUGUAGUGGAGCGUUACCAAGCCCGAUUUUCAGCACUGGUAACAAGCUCACCUUACGUUCCUGGGCUGAGAACACUAACUCUUAUCAAAGUUACGAUAUCAUUUACACGACCACGGACGCAGGUCGGGGUUGCGGCGGUCGUAUAUUCAAUUACGGCGGCAGAUUCACCUCGCCAUUGUAUCCCAAUAUAUACCGCAACAAUACCGUAUGUACUUGGGACGUGAGUGUGCCGCGCGGCUUCAAGGUCAUCCUCGAGUUCGCUGUAUUCGACAUUGGAACGAGGAAGAACUGUGAAAACAAUAAUCUCAAGAUUUACGACGCCGUCCCUAGCGGAGAACUCUUAAGCAACACUUAUUGCGGCGGGGAUGAUCCAGCAAGAUUUGAAGCUGCGAGCGAUCGAAUUCUCGUAAGAUAUACUUCAACAGUGAACAACAUUGGAACUGGAUGGGUUAUCACGUUCAUGGCGCAGUCGACUACAAAACCCAUCGAUAUAGUGAACAAUUAGUACGUCAAGUUUAUAAAAGGCGAUAUAUGUAAAUAAGAAACUCAACAGCAAACAUUCUGAAGUUUAAAUAUAAUUUACUGUAGAGAGGUAUAUAGACGAAAAUAAUAAAUAAAACGGUUUAGACGUCUAACGCGUUAUUAUUUAAUUUUAAAAGUUUAAAAAUAACACCAAUAAGACACG